AUCUAUACAUAGAUAUAUUAAGAUUCUGUUUGACUUUGAAAUUGAUUGAUUCUUCAUUCUCAUACAUUCUGAGUCGAAUUGAAGGAAAUGAUGGAUAACAACAACAUUGGAGGAAGUACCUCUAACAAUAUUGAAAACGGUAGCAUAAAGGAACAAGAUCGUUUGUUACCAAUAGCCAAUGUUGGGAGAAUAAUGAAGCAGAUAUUGCCUCAGAAUGCAAAAAUCUCAAAGGAAUCAAAGGAAACAAUGCAAGAAUGUGUGUCAGAGUUCAUAAGCUUUGUGACAAGUGAAGCAUCUGAGAAAUGCAGGAAAGAAAGAAGAAAGACAGUGAAUGGAGAUGAUAUCUGUUGGGCUUUAGGGACACUUGGUUUUGAUGAUUAUGCUGAGCCUAUGAGAAGGUAUUUGAUUAGAUAUAGAGAAUUAGAAGCUGAUAGAAAUACCAAUAAUAUUAAUGUUCAAGAUAGAGGAAAUAGUCCUCAAGAGAAUGAUCAUGAACUUUUUAUGUUUCCACCUAGAGGAUCCAACUAGGCAAAUAAAUAAAAUUGUAGUAGAUUUUAAUGUGACUACAAGAGAUAUUUGUACCUUCCUUUCAAGGGUCAAGGUUUUCUUGUCUUAACUCAAUUUCGAGAUUCAAGCACUAGAAAUUAGUACUUGUUUUGUUGUUAAUUACAUCUUAAUCUGUAUGAUUUCCUAAAUUUGAGAAUUGAAAUGUUGAACUUGUUCAGAACAAAGUAUAUUAAUUCAUUCUUCA
Molecule: messenger RNA, 751 nt
Organism: Cicer arietinum (chickpea)
Lineage: Eukaryota; Viridiplantae; Streptophyta; Magnoliopsida; Fabales; Fabaceae
Product: nuclear transcription factor Y subunit B-4-like
Biological process (GO): regulation of transcription by RNA polymerase II
Cellular component (GO): CCAAT-binding factor complex; nucleus
Molecular function (GO): RNA polymerase II cis-regulatory region sequence-specific DNA binding; DNA-binding transcription activator activity, RNA polymerase II-specific; protein heterodimerization activity
Source: RefSeq, a predicted model, not a curated record